Candida tropicalis MYA-3404 is the source of this 1272-nucleotide messenger RNA. RefSeq lists its product as uncharacterized. The coding region runs from base 1 to 1272 and encodes 423 amino acids. The record is from RefSeq and is a predicted model, not a curated record. NCBI's taxonomy places the organism in Eukaryota, Fungi, Ascomycota, Pichiomycetes, Serinales, Debaryomycetaceae. The transcript has a single exon.
AUGAAUCCUAUUCAACCAGCUCAACACUUGCCACCACCUCCACCUCAACAACAACAGCAACAUCAACAACCUCAAAUUCAACCACCGCAAACACAACAACCUGCUCAGAUUCAUCAACAAUCUCCUCCACAAAUCAGUUCUUUACCUCCACCAUCUCAAGUCCAACCACAAGCUGCUGCUCAACCUGCUAUUCAGCAACCACCUCUGGUUCACCAAUCUCCAGUUCAACAACCUCAACAGCCACAAAUUAUUCAAGCACCACCAGCCAAUCAAUCACCAGUUGUUCAACAACAGAGCAUACCACAAAUAAUUUCUCAACCGUCAGCAUCACCAGUUGUUCAACCACCACAACCAGUCCAAGAAACCGCAAAAGUUGAACCAAAGGUUGAAGCGCCAGUUGAACCAAAACCACAAGCUCCUGUAGAACCGGUCGCAGCUCCAAUUGUUCAACCAACUGAACCUGAACCAAAACCAGUUGCUACUCCACAAGAACCAAUCAAGACUGAAGAAGCAAAACCAGCUGAACCUGAGCCAUCAAAACAACAAGAAGAUGCUGUACCAGCUGAUAAAGACACUGAGAUGGCACCAAGUAAAGAAGCUACACCAGUUAAUGCUGAAGCUGCACAAGCGCCAACUCCAGCACCAGCACCAGCUCAAGUUCCGGUCGUCGAAAAGGAACCUGUUGAACCUGCUCAAACUGAAACUAAUGGUAAGCAUGAUUUAGAGGACAAGAAUGAUGAUGAAAAGGUUGUUAAGAAAGCUAAUGUUGAAACUGAAACAAAUGGUGAUUCCGAGCAAAGUAAACAACCUGAAGUUGUAGCCGAAAAGGAAAAGGAACCAGUUAAAGAAGCUAUUGAAGUUAAUGGAUCCGUUAGAGAAGAAGAAGAAGUCAAAGAGCAAGAAAAACAACGUGAAUCUUCUGCUACUCCUUCAGCACCUGUUACUGCUACCAGUGAAGCUCCACAAUUUUCUUCUAAUGUUACUGGUAAAGAAGAGGAAAAAGAGCAAGAAAAGAAAGAAGACAAACCAACAGAUUCAAAAGAAGAAUCCAAAGAUGUUGAAAUGGAAGAUGCUGAAAAGAUUGAAGCUGCUCCUACUUCUGCUGUCACCACAGAAGAAGUGCCAAAGCCAGCUGAAGAAACUUCAACUUCCCAAGUUAAAGAAACUAAAGAUGAAGAUGAAGCCAUGGAAGACGAUGAACCGAAAAAGGAUGAAAAUCCUGAACCACCAAUGAGAAAAGUUGAUGAAGAUGAAAAUUAUGACGAUGAAUAG